AUGGCAGUCCUUUACGCUUCCAAGGCGAAGUGUACUCGCUUCAAGGCGAUAGUGGAGAGAACAAGACGGCUUCUUUUUACCGGUGCAUCAGGAGCUAAUGGGAUUCGUGCCCUUAGCCGCAGUCUUGGCAUAGCAGUAGACGCUGGUGGGAAACUUGUGGAUAAAGCCACCUUUGUAGAAUGCCUAAAAAGUAACGAUGUCCCAUUGGACGAGGAGGAUGUGGAGGCAAUAAUGUCUGUCUUGGAUAGAACUGGGGAUGGCAUGCUUGAUCCGGUGGAUUUUAUUGCAGCCUUGCGACGAGAACUCACUCCAGUGAAGCGUACUUGGAUCAUACGGUUGUGGUACACCUUUAGGCAGAACACGAAUGGGACGAUUUUCAUUGAAGAUCUCGUGAAUGCGUUUAAUCCUGCAGGCCAUCCUUCCGUUUUGUCUGGAGAGCGCAGCGAAAAGGAGGUGCGGGAGGAAUUUCAAGGGACGUUCAAUACCACCACCAAUCCUGAUGGUGUAUUGACGCGGCAGGAGUUUGAGCAGUACUACUCGUGCGUCGCUGGAUCGUGCCUUGAUGACGCUUCGUUUGUGGCGCUCUUACGAGGUGUAUGGCCUGCGCUUGCAGGUAAGUCAGGCCAACACGUUACAGUGAAUGAUGAAAGGGAAAACAUUUGUGGUGCAACCUUCAAGGCUUCUCAGACGGCAGUUCAGAAAGGCGCUGUCAACAAGGUCAGACAAAUUGCUGCGGACUUUGAUGGGAUUAUUCGCACCUCACACCGUCCUGCUGUCAUGGCCUCACCGCUUGCCGCUCGACAGGUUUCUCUCUUAUUGCGCGUAAAAGAUGCAGAGGGGGCAUUUUUUCUUACGAGGGAGGACUUUUUGGCGACAUUGUGGCAGCAACGCCUAUACAUUGCAAAACCGGAAGAAGCUCUAGAAGUUUUGGAUACAAGGGGAGACAGCUCUGUCGAUUACUUACUUUACCUGACGAUGCUUUUACCGCAACUUUCCCCAGCCCGUAUGAUGAUGCUUGAGCGACUCUGGGAGUUGUUUCCAAAAGACACAUGCGGUACUAUCGAUGUCUUGGAGCUUCACAAUUCUUUCAAUGCAAAAGAUGGUGAGGAAAAGAAUGCUUUUCUGAGUGCAUGGGACGUUCGUCUUGCCAUUCAACGGCGGGUUACUUUGGAGGAAAUUGUUGAUUGGUACAUUCCUAUGAGCGCGACAGUACAGUUGGAUAAGGAUUUUGAGGCGGUGCUGAAGAGACAGUGGAACUUGGCAUAG
Trypanosoma cruzi is the source of this 1266-nucleotide messenger RNA. RefSeq lists its product as uncharacterized. The record is from RefSeq and is a predicted model, not a curated record. NCBI's taxonomy places the organism in Eukaryota, Euglenozoa, Kinetoplastea, Trypanosomatida, Trypanosomatidae. The transcript has a single exon. Gene Ontology annotation, molecular function: calcium ion binding. Bases 1 to 1266 code for a protein of 421 amino acids.